Molecule: messenger RNA, 774 nt
Organism: Fusarium keratoplasticum
Lineage: Eukaryota; Fungi; Ascomycota; Sordariomycetes; Hypocreales; Nectriaceae
Product: Pre-mRNA-splicing factor 38
Exons: 1
Coding region: 1-774 (257 amino acids)
Cellular component (GO): precatalytic spliceosome
Source: RefSeq, a predicted model, not a curated record
AUGAGCAAAAACAAAGAUACCGUGCAAGCCGAUGCGCGGCGCUUCCUCGAUGAGCGCGGCUCCAACGCGACAAUGGCGCCCAACGGCCUCAACCCCGCGACAAUCAUGGAAAAGGCCGUCAAGGACCGCAUCGUCGACUCGUACUUUUACAAGGAGCAGUGCUUCGCGCUCAACGAGGCCGACAUUGUCGACCGCGUCGUCGAGCACGUAUCCUUCAUCGGCGGAACCUACGGCGUCACGCAAAAGCCUAGCCCCUUCCUGUGUCUCGCCUUCAAGCUCCUCGAGCUCGCCCCCAGCGACGCCGUGCUGCACGAGUACCUGCACUACGGCGGCGACGAGUUCAAGUACCUGCGCGCGCUGGCGUGCUUCUACUUUCGGCUCACGCGACAGGCAAAGGACGUGUACGAGAUGCUGGAGCCGUUUCUCGAGGACAGGCGCAAGCUGAGGAGGAGGGGCAGGGCGGGCGUGGCGUUGACGUACAUGGAUGAGUUUGUGGAUGACCUGCUGGUCAAGGAUCGCGUUUGCGGUACGAGUUUAUGGAAGAUGCCGAAGCGGGAGACGUUGGAGGACUUGGAGAUUCUGGAGCCGAGGGUCAGUCCUCUUGGUGAUCUCGAGGAUCUGCUGGAGGAGGAUGAACCGGAGGGCGAGAAUGGAACGAGGGAAGAGUCUGGGGAGCUCUCGGAUAGGGAUGAGAUGGAUGUUGAUCGCGACGAGAGGCCGAGGAGUCAAAGUCGGAGUCGAAGCAGUAGUCGGAGCAGGAGCCGUUCACCCUGA